AUGGCUUAUGUGGUGCCCAUUCACCGAGCGAGUGGCAUCCGCCAUGCGGUGAAGUUGAAUUUCAUCAAUGCCGAGGAAGACUGCUUGGUAGUUGCUAAGGCCAAUCGUCUUGAGAUCUAUACGUUGACUCCCGAUGGACUCGUCUUGUCCCAGACACGCGCACUAUACGCGCAGGUCACAAUGCUUGCACGACUUCCGGCACCCGCUAACUCGCCGACCGAUCAUCUAUUCGUUGGAACCGACCAGUACAAUUACUUCACCUUGGCCUGGGAUCCGACCAAGAAGAAAGUGCGCACAGCCCGUAGCUAUGUCAAUAUUGCAGAGCCCUCGGCCCGCGAGUCUGAGACCGAUCCACGAUGUUUGGUGGACCCCAGUGGCCGCUUCAUGACACUAGAGAUCUAUGAGGGCGUCAUCGUCGUGAUCCCCAUCGUCGAGCCCACAAAACGGAAAGGGAGACCGUCACAAGCGGCGCAGCAAGCUGAUCCACCGCAAGUCGGUGAGCUCGGUGAGCCGACGGCGUCCCGAAUAGACGAGUUGUUCGUGCGUUCCUCAGCGUUCCUACAUUCUGGAUCCAACCAGCCAUGGCUUGCACUCCUGUACGAAGACAACCAAAAGAAGGUCCGACUGCGGAUUCGGGAGCUGGAGUACAGUCGGGCGACUUCAAGUGGACCGGCUGAUGCGACAUUCAAGGAAGUCCAGGAGAAAAAGCUGGACGGCGGUGUAUUUGCGCAUGAGCUAGAUAUGGGCUCAUCGCAUCUGAUCCCCAUUCCAGCGCCACUAGGCGGUCUUAUUGUUCUCGGAGAGACCUCAAUCAAAUACAUUGAUGACAACGCUAACGACAUGAUCUCCCGCGAUCUCGAGGAGGCAACUGUCUUCGUGGCCUGGGAAAAGGUCGACAGCCAGCGGUGGCUACUUGCCGAUGACUACGGGAGGCUCUUCUUCCUCAUGUUUGUUCUGAAUGAUGAAGGUAAUGUUGAAGACUGGAAGCUGGAUUUUUUGGGAAGCACAUCACGUGCAACGAAGCUUGUCUACCUGGGCGGAGGGAUCCUGUUUGUGGGCUCCCAGCAAGGUGAUUCACAAGUACUUCGCAUCGGCGACGGCUCGUUCGAAGUUAUUCAGACUCUGUCAAACAUUGCUCCGAUCCUAGACUUUACAUUGAUGGACCUUGGCAACCGUACCGAUGACGUUCAGACACACGAGUUCUCUACGGGACAAGCUCGCAUUGUCACAGGCUCCGGCGCAUUCGACGACGGGUCCCUCAGAAGCGUACGCAGUGGUGUUGGCAUGGAAGAAUUGGGAGUGCUCGGUGAAAUGGAUCACAUCACCGAUCUAUGGGCUUUAAAGGCCCACGGCUCCGGAGACUUCCUCGAUACAUUACUUGUAACCUUUGUUGAUGAGACGCGCAUCUUCCGGUUCAGCAGCGAGGGUGAAGUCGAAGAACUGGAAGACUUUCUCGGACUAUCCUUAACAGAGAACACGCUGCUAGCGGCGAAUCUUCCAGGCAGUCGAAUCUUACAAGUGACUGAGAAACGAGUCGUCAUUGCUGAUAUUGAGAGCGGCAUGACCACCUUUGAAUGGUCGUCCCCGUCGCAAAAAGCAAUCACAGCCGCUUCGGCGAACGAUGAGUAUCUGGUACUGGUGGUCGGUGGUCAGGUACUGGCAACCUUCGCUUUGCAAGGCGACACUCAUCUCAUCAUGGAGAAAGACAUGGGUGCGGAUCAACAGAUCUCGGGGGUGACAGUCCCUUCCAGACCUGCCAGUGUUUGCAUCGCAGGCUUCCCGCAAUCCGCCAAGGUCGCCAUUUUCAAUAUCAAAGAUCUCUCCGAACAUGGUAGUCAGUCGCUGGGUCAAACUGGCGACGCAUUCCCCCGGUCCGUUCUAGUUGCAGAUGUCCUUGCUGAUUCGCCUCCUACACUAUUUGUAUCCAUGGCCGACGGGAGCGUGAUCACGUUCACCUUGAAUCCCGAAACGUAUGCACUGAGUGACAAGACAAAGUUGAUACUCGGAUCGGAGCAGCCAACAUUCAAGAAGCUUCCGCGAGGAGACGGUCUGUGGAAUGUCUUCGCUACCUGUGAGAAUCCCAGUUUGAUUUACGGCUCCGAGGGACGCAUCAUCUACUCUGCCGUCAACUCAGAAGGGGCAUCGCGAAUCUGCCAUCUCAACGCCGAGGCCUUCCCCGGGUCUAUUGCGGUGGCUACAGCGCGGGAACUCAAGAUUGCCAUGGUCGACAAGGAGCGAACUACUCAAAUACAAACUCUACCAAUGGGUUCGACUGUCCGCCGCGUUGCCUACUCACCAUCCGAGAAGGCAUUUGGACUUGGCACCAUUGACCGCAAACUGGAAGAUGGUCUGGAAAUCGUGAAGAGUCACUUUGUUCUCGCGGACGAAAUUCUCUUCCGUCGUCUGGACGCUGUUGAGCUUCAAGCUGACGAGCUUGUUGAGAGUGUGAUUCGCGCCGAACUACCGGCCGGUAAAGACGAGUCUGGAAAAGCGCAGAAGAAGGAUCGUUGGAUCGUUGGCACAGCAUAUUUGAGUGAAGAGCGAGAGGACUCGAUCCGCGGGCGGAUUCUAGUCUUCGAGGUUGAUCAUGGUCGAAAACUGACUCAGGUGGCCGAAUUGGGGGUUCGCGGAGCGUGUCGUGCGCUGGCGAUGAUGGGCGACCGUAUCGUUGCAGCAUUGGUCAAGACCGUGGUUGUCUACAAUGUACUCAAUGACAACUUUAGCAAGAUGAAACUUGAAAAAGUGGCGAGUUAUCGCACAUCGACUGCGCCCGUGGACCUCACCGUUGUCGGUGACCUGAUCGUGGUGGCGGAUCUGAUGAAGAGCGUCUGUGUUGUUCAAUUCGUCGAGGGACAAGAAGGGGUCAAUGAUAAGUUGGAGGAAGUUGCACGCCACUACCAGACCGUCUGGAGCACGGCGGUUGCAUCCAUCGACAAUGACAUGCUUCUUGUUAGUGAGGCAGAAGGGAAUUUGAUCGUGCUCUCUCGAAAUCGGGGCGGCGUCACUGAUCAAGACAAACGUCGUUUGGUACCCACGAGUGAAAUCCGCCUAGGUGAAAUGGUGAAUCGCAUUCGACCGAUAACCAUUCAACAGCUCGCUAGCCUCACGGUGACGCCUCGAGCUUUCCUCGCUACGGUCGAAGGCUCCAUCUAUCUCUUCGCUCUCAUCAAUCCAGAGCACAACGACUUCUUCAUCACGCUGCAGAACGUCAUCGCUAACAAAGUCGAUUCCCUUGGAGGGCUACCGUUCGACAAGUUCCGUGCUUUCCGGACGUUGUCUCGUUUCGCAGAUUCACCGUACCGCUUCGUGGAUGGUGAGCUGAUUGAGCGAUUCCUGGACUGUGACCCUGCGCUACAGGAAGAGAUUGUUAAUGAAGUGGGCUCUGGGAAUGUGACUGAUGUCAGGGAGAUGAUUGAGGCUUUGAGACGCUUGCACUGA
Molecule: messenger RNA, 3438 nt
Organism: Penicillium diatomitis
Lineage: Eukaryota; Fungi; Ascomycota; Eurotiomycetes; Eurotiales; Aspergillaceae
Product: DDB1/RSE1 family protein
Exons: 5
Coding region: 1-3438 (1145 amino acids)
Biological process (GO): proteasome-mediated ubiquitin-dependent protein catabolic process; DNA repair
Cellular component (GO): nucleus; site of double-strand break
Molecular function (GO): protein binding; nucleic acid binding
Source: RefSeq, a predicted model, not a curated record